This is a messenger RNA of Homalodisca vitripennis (glassy-winged sharpshooter), 3514 nucleotides long. It is a transcript of the gene Prm, whose product is annotated as paramyosin, long form. The record is from RefSeq and is a predicted model, not a curated record. The coding region runs from base 121 to 2757 and encodes 878 amino acids. The transcript is spliced from 17 exons. Gene Ontology annotation, cellular component: myosin complex. NCBI's taxonomy places the organism in Eukaryota, Metazoa, Arthropoda, Insecta, Hemiptera, Cicadellidae.
UCGACAGUCCGAGCGUCCCGACGCCGCUGAGACGAACUUUACCCGCGAGCGCGCUACAUUCCCCGGAGUCGGAGGGCCCGAGUGACUGGUGUGAGUGAAACUGCAGAUACAAACAGCGACAUGUCUCAUACGAAGACGACCAAGUCCUAUACCUACCGGUCAACUGGAGGAGCCAACGCCGAUGUCAGCAUCGAGUACACGGCCGACAUCAGCGCCCUCACCCGGCUUGAGGACAAGAUCAGGCUCCUUCAGGAGGACUUGGAGAGCGAACGAGAGCUGCGAGCAAGGAUAGAACGUGAGAAGGCAGACCUCAGCGUACAAGUCAUCUCGCUGUCCGAGCGGCUUGAGGAGGCUGAAGGUGGCGCCGAGAGUCAGUUCGAGAUCAACAAGAAGCGCGACACAGAGCUGAACAAGCUGAGGAGGCUGCUAGAAGAUGUCCACUUGGAGUCUGAGGAGACAGCGUCGCUGCUGCGUAAGAAGCACCAGGAAGUCGUCAAUGACUUCCAGGAACAGCUGGAUCAGCUGGCCAAGGCCAAGGCUAGGACUGAUAAGGAGAAACAGAAAUUCCAGCAAGAAGUUUAUGAACUCCUUUCACAGAUUGAGUCAUCCUCCAAAGAAAAGAUCGUCCUUGUGAAGCAAGUUGAGAAGCUUGAGGUUAGCAUCCAUGAAAUGAACAUCCGCGUCGAAGAGUUGAACCGAACCGUCAUCGACAUCACUUCACACAAGACUCGUCUGUCCCAAGAAAAUAUUGAGUUAGUGAAAGAAGUCCAGGACUUGAAGGUCAACAUUGAGAACGCUACCUAUCUGAAGAGCCAACUUGCCGGACAACUGGAGGACGCCCGUCGCCGACUUGAGGACGAUGAGAGGAGACGUUCCCUGCUGGAGGCCAGCCUGCGCCAGGUUGAGGUGGAGCUGGAGUCUGUCCGAGUCCAGCUGGAGGAGGAGGCUGAGGCCCGCCUGGAUCUGGAGAGGCAACUGGUCAAGGCCAACGGAGAGGUCUCCCUCUACAAGUCCAAGUACGAGACUGAGGCCCACGCUCGCGCUGAGGAGGUUGAGGAACUCCGCCGCAAGUACUCCGCUCGUCUGCAGGAGCAGGAAGAGCACAUCGAAUCUCUGGUUGUCAAGAUCAACAGCCUUGAGAAGCAGAAGUCUCGCCUGCAGAGUGAAGUUGAAGUUCUCAUCAUUGAUCUUGAGAAGGCCAACAACACUGCUAGGGAGCUGCAGAAGCGAGUAGAACAGUUGGAGCGCAUCAACAUCGACCUGAAGAGCCGCCUGGAGGAGACCAGCGCCCUCUUCGAGCAGACCCAGCGAGACCUCCGCAACAAGCAGGCUGAGCUGCAGCGAGUCAACCAUGAGCUCGAGAAGACCCGAGAGCAGAAGGACUCUCUCACCCGAGAGAACAAGAAGCUCUCAGACGACUUGCACGAUGCUCGUAACACUCUGGCUGAGAUGAACCGUCGUCUCCAUGAGCUGGAGCUGGAACUCCGCCGCCUGGAGAACGAGAGGGAAGAGCUCACUGCUGCCUACAAGGAGGCUGAGGCUGGCCGUAAGGCUGAGGAGAGCCGGUCCCAGAGGCUAGCUGCCGAGCUGGGCCAGUUCCGUCAUGAGGCCGAGAGGAGACUCCAAGAGAAGGACGAAGAAAUUGAAUCCAUUCGCAAGCAGACCAGCAUUGAGAUUGAACAGCUGAGUGCCCGUGUUGUUGAGGCUGAGACCAAGCUGAAGACUGAAGUCACUCGUAUCAAGAAGAAGCUGCAGAUCCAGAUCACCGAGCUUGAACUGUCCUUGGAUGUCGCCAACAAGAACAACAUCGAACUCCAGAAGACCAUCAAGAAGCAGUCUCUCUCACUCACAGAGCUGCAGGCCCACUACGAUGAGGUCCAACGCCAGUUGGCCGUCACUCUUGAUCAGUACGCCAUCGCUUCACGAAAGGUACAAUCCAUCACCGCUGAACUGGAGGAGAUCCGUGGCAACUACGAGUCUGCCCUGAGAGCCAAGAGAACAGCUGAGCAGCUGUACGAGGACUCUCAGAGCCGAGUACACGAGUUGACUACCAUCAAUGUCAACCUGUCUGCCGCUCGCACCAAGAUUGAACAGGAGCUGUCAGUCAUCGCUGCUGACUACGAGGAAGUCACCAAGGAGCUCAAGAUCUCUGAUGAAAGAUACCAGCGAGUGCAAGUAGAGCUGAAGCACACUGUGGAGAUCCUUCAUGAAGAACAAGAGCGUAUCAUUAAGAUUGAGGCCAUCAAGAAGUCUCUGGAGAUUGAGGUCAAGAAUCUCUCCGUCCGCCUGGAGGAGGUUGAGGCCAAUGCCAUUGUUGGAGGCAAGCGCAUCAUCAGCAAGCUUGAGGCUAGGCUGCGUGAUCUGGAACUUGAACUCGAUGAGGAGAAGCGUAGACACGCUGAGACAAUCAAGAUCCUGCGAAAGAAGGAACGCCAAGUCAAGGAGUUCGCCAUUCAGAGUGAAGAGGACAACAAGAACAUUUCACUGUUACAAGAGACUUUGGACAAGGUCAACCAGAAGGUCAACAUUUACAAGAGGCAGCUCCAGGAAACAGAGGGCAUGUCACAACAGAGCGUGACCCGAGUGCGCCGCUUCCAACGAGAACUGGAAGCCGCUGAGGACCGAGCAGACACAGCCGAGAGCAACCUGUCACUGAUCCGAGCCAAGCACCGCACAUUUGUUACCACCAGCACUGUCCCCGGCUCACAGGUGUAUCUGGUACAGGAGCGGACCACCACCACCAGCGAAAUGGUCUAAACCCUCACUUCACCGUCACCACACACUCACACACUUCACCAUGCCACUGUUUUGAUAUCGUUCAAAAGACAACUACCUGAUCAAUUAUUCCGAUAACUUCGACAAAUUUUAUUCCAUCACAUUUUCAAAAAUCGGAUCCAAGCUUCAAACUAUCAACAACAACAAAAAAGAAAGAGGUAACAAGAAUACAAUGGAAAAGACAAACACACAGUGAAGGACAACAAUUUUGUAAAAGAAGCUUGGAUUUAAUUCCUAAUUAAAAACAUAAAAUAACAAAGAAAAACAAUAAUGAUUUGGUGAGGAAGUAUGUAUAUAAGUAAAAAUUUCCACCGCACCAAAGAUAAAUCGGUAAAGCGCGCUUCUACGAUCACACUCGAUAUUUCGCUUCAAGUGUAGAAGUAAAGUACACUUGACAACUUUUGUGGCAUUUACGCAGGAAAGAAAACUAUCUAUGGGUUACUUCAUUGUGUUGUUUGAAGUUCCACAGAUAUUGUAAUUUUAAGUUUAUUAUUGGAAGGUUGGCUAGUACGCUUCUACACUACGACUCUAAGAGAAUAAUGAGAUACUUUUAUUUUAACUGCAGGCAAUAUUGAUGGUAGGUACCGCUGACAUAUAUUUAGAACUAGGAUAAGAAGCUGUCAUAUUCUUGUUGCCUUUAUACUUGUUGGAGUUGUUUGACUCAAAUGUUUUGCUAACAUUGUCAAUGUAAGUAUUCUUAUAUCAAUUUUCUGAAUAAAGUGUGAUAAUGUUACUACAA